AUGUCAUUGGAAGAAGCUGUAGAAAGUAUCGUCCAGUUCGUCCCUCUCGUCCGAAAUUACGCUGAUGAAGCUAAACAACAGUGUAAACGAAAUACUAAAUUGACAGUAAACGAAUCAGCAGCUAUCUAUCUUUACACCAAACAUAUACCUAUCUAUGAAAAACUGAACAAAACGCUUCGAGAUGAAAAUCCAUAUGCAUUGGAACCAUGGUUUCCUUACUUAAAACUGCUUUUUACUGGUAUCGGAAAAUUACCAUGUCGUUCGACUACGGUGUGGCGAGGCGUUGGUGAGAAAAUCGGCUCAAAUUUCGCUGGAGUUGGUGUGCACACUUGGUGGAGUAUGAAUUCAUGCUCUUCGAAACUCGAUGUUGCUGGCAUUUUGGCUGAUGGGGUCGAAAAUGCUGAAGUCGUUUGUUGUUUCAUCACGCCAGAUUACGGAAAGACUGCGACUUGUAAACUUGAAUUGCAAUAUGCACAAAAACGAUACAAAAGAAUUAUAAAAUGUCUGCUCGGCCAUGCAAAAGCCUCACAGCCUUGUGAUUGGCUUGAACUAAUAACCACAGAUCCUACACACGUAGACUUUGAUGAUGUUUCUGAACUAGGUAUUGAUUCAAAGGCGUGGGAGCUUCUUGGCUUAAUAAAAACGCAACCACUAGCCUCGCAACAUCUAAUAUUAAAAAGUGUUGAUCAGCCAAGUUAUUUAUUCGAAUUAAUUAGAUACGAAUAUCAACAACAUAGUCGUCUUUCACGUAUCAUGAAUCCUUCAAGAUCGUUUUCAAUUGAACAAAGCUACAUUAACUUAGUCAUCGUGGAAACUAAGGAACAACAAUUAAAAGAAAAGAAACUGCUCGAUGCCAAACUCAAUGAUGAGAUCAUUGGGACUUUUGAAGAAAUCUAUGGCACAAAGACAGACAUAGAAAUCAAGGAUAUUUUCCAACGAUGCGACCAUCAAACGAAGAACGUUCUUGUGCUUGGCCGAGCUGGAAUAGGGAAAACAACAUUUUGCCAAUAUGUUACUUAUGAAUGGGCAACAGGUGCCAUUUGGCAACAGUAUGAUUUAGUCAUUUUAUUUCACUUACGUAAUCUGACGGAUGAUCUCUUUCCUCCUCUGACAGACGGCACGCGAUAUUCUCUAGUUGACCUCGUACAGACAGAGUAUUUCCAUCAUGGUCUCUCGGAAAAUGACAGAAAACGUCUUCAAGAACAAUUAGCAAAGAGUCAAGUCCUUUGGCUGUUGGAUGGAUAUGAUGAGAUUGUACAGAACAUGCCGCAACAUCUGCAAUAUCUUCUCGCACAAUUACGCCGAACUUCUCAUCACGUUGUGACGUCUCGUCCAUACUUGAAUACAUUAUCAUAUAAGGUGCAACUCGAAAUUACAGGUUUUACAAACGAUAAUAUUAAGGAGUAUGUGGGAAAAUUCUUCGAUCAAAUUAAAGGUGACAUGGGUAAUGCAUUGGGCGAAGCUCAAAAAUUACUAGGCUUCUUAAAAUGUAACCCUAGAGUUUGGGGCAUCGUACAUAUUCCCGUUAAUCUGGAACUGAUCUGUACUCUUUGGUGUAAUACUGACUGGUCAGAAACAACAGCGAUGACAAUGACAACUGUGUACGAUAAGAUGACUGAAUGGUUAUGCCGAAGACACUUAGAAAAGCAAAGUAUAUCUUCAUCUCGAAUGAACAAAGAAGAUGUUUACACGCAUUGUCAUAAGGAACUGGCAUUCUUAGAAAGCUUAGCUUUUCACGGAAUAGAAAGCAAUAGUAUCAUCAUUCGCCCCAAAUUACUACAAAUAGCAUCCAAAGAGUCUCAAUGUUCUCUAUGCCACCAACUACCAUUGCUCAACAUAGGCAUCUUAAAAUCUUUAGAUUAUACACCAAUUGGCACUAGCAUUGAAACAGACAAAAACCACUAUUUUGUUCACCUCAGUUUCCAAGAACAUUUUGCAGCACGAUAUUUGAUAAGGGCUCUUGGUGGUGAUGAAACUCAAAAGAAAAAAGCAAUCGAUUUCAUCAAAGCUCGUAAAUACGACCAGCGUUUCGAAUUAAUACUCACUUUUGCAUCCGGUCUUCUCAAUGAAGGCGCUGACCAACGGCGGAUCAAGUUAUUCUGGGACACAUUACUGGGCGAGCCCUUAGAUCUCAUUGGUUUAAGACAUGCACAAGUUGUUAUUUCCUGUAUAGAGGAGACUGGUUGUAAUAGAAGUCUUCCGCACUUUUGCGAAGUCAUAAACACGGUAAAAAAAUGUAUCAGCUACUUUGUAUUUAACAAGCAUAAUAAUAUAUCCCAUCCUUUAGCAAUUUCACUACGAAGAAGUCCUUCACUAGUAAAUCAGUCAGAAAUACUUGACGUAUUCAAAGCGUUCCAUAAACAUAUAGAUCCAGCUAUGCGUACCUAUGUAUAUUUAUUGAUUGCUGAUUUACCGAUAGUAAAAACACACGUAGACGUCAUUCGUUUAUAUUUAACCGCACUUAACGAUACAAAUACGGAAGUCAGAUGCGGUGCUUGUUUUGCUCUCAGUAAGAUGGGUGAAAAAGCAGCAACUUCUGAAGUGAUUAAGAGGCUCUUAGAUGCACUGGGGGAUCGGAAUAAUUCCGUCAGAGCUAGUGCAUGUGAAGCUCUUGGGGCGAUGGGUGAAAAAGCAGCAAUCAGUAAAGUGAUUGACAGCCUCGGGGACGCCCUUAAAAACGAAGAUUCUAGUGUCCGAAGUAGUGCGUGUAAAGCGCUGGGUGCCUUAGGGGGGAAAACAGCAACCCAUGAAGUCGUUAACAGACUCAUGAAUACAUUUAAAGAUGAGAACUAUUUCGUUCGAACUAAUGCCUCUGAAGCUAUAGGUGAGAUAGCUCGAAAAACAUCGACCAAUGAAAUAAUUAAUACACUCGUGCAUGCACUUGGAAGUAUCGACGACUUCAUCAAAAGCACUGCGCUUGAAACUCUCGUGAAGAUGGGUGAAAAAGAGUUAAAGAAUGAAGUAAUCAAUAGGUUCAUGAGUGCAUUGGGAGAUCCCGAGCCUUCCAUAAGAAAGGGUGUGUGUGAAGUUCUCGGUAUUAUGGGUGAAAAAGUGGGAACCAUUGAAGUAGUUAAUGGAAUAGCGAAAGCACUUACAGAUAAGGAUUCCGAGGUUAGGCGUCAAGCAUGUGUAGCUCUUGGAGAGAUAGGUGAAAAAGCAGCAACCGAUCAGGUCAUUAAUAUUCUCGUGACUACACUUAUGGAUACGGACCUUUCUGUGAGAGACAGUGCGGCCAAAGUUCUCAUAAAGAUGAGUAGAGAAGGAAAAAACAUUGAAGUAAUUGAUGAACUCGUGAUUGUACUCAGGAAUAAGGAUUCAGAGGUUCGACGGCAAGUAUGUAUAACUCUUAGUUGGAUGACUGAAACAGCAACAAUCGAUGAAGUAAUUAAUAGUCUCCUGAGUGCAGUUAUGGAUACCAAAAACUCGAUAUGCAACACGAUAUAUGAAUAUAUCUGUUCCACUACUGAAAAAGAAGGUCUUAGUGACGUAGUGUAUAGGCUCUCGAGUGCACUUGUGGAUACGGACUGGCUCGUGAGGGACGAUGCACGUGAAGCUCUCGGUAUGAUGAGCAAAACAGGAGAAAACAUUGAUGUGGUCGAUGGGCUCGUGAGUGCACUUAGGAAUCAGGAUUCUGAGAUCAGGCGUCAAGCAUGUAUAGUUCUCGGUGAGAUGAGUGAAAAAGUAGCAACCAGUCUCGUGAUCAAUAGUCUUUUGAUUGCACUUGCGGAUGCGGAGUAUUUCAUAAGAAGAGCUGCGUGUGAAGCUCUUGGUAUGUUAGGUCAAAAAGCAGUAAACAUCAACGUAGUUAAAGGCAUCAUGAGUUUACUUACAGAUAAGGAUCCAGGAGUUAGACGUCAGGCAUGUGUAACUCUUGGCAAGAUGGGGGAAACAAUAACAAACGAUCAAGUAAUUAUUGGUCUGACAAAUGCACUUAUGGAUACGCACAGUUUCGUCAGGGCCAGUGCGUGUAAGGCUCUCCGUAAGAUGGGUAAGAAAGCUACGAGCCUCGAAGUAAUUAAUGGGCUCGCAGGCGCACUGAAAGAUGAAACUUCACAGGUGAAAAAGGAAAAAAACACCUCAAUAAUUCGUAGACUCUUGAGUGCACUUGUGAGUACAGACAGGCUCGUGAGAGACACUGCAUCUGACGCUGUUAAUAAUACGGGUGAAAAAGGAAAAAAAUUUCAGGUAAUUCUUGGACUCGUGGAUGCACUUGCGAAUCGGGAUGCAGAGGUCAGACGUCAAGCAUGCGUAGCUCUUGGUGGCAUAAAGGAUGAAGUAUUAGUCGAUCUCGGGAUCAGUAGUUUCGUGAUCGAUGGACUCAUGGCUGCUUUUACCGAUGACGAGUUUUCCGUGAUCGAUAGUGCGUGUGAAGCACUCAGUAAGAUGGGUAAAAAUGCAGCAACAAAUGUAGUAACUAAUGGUCUCGUGAGUGCACUUAGCAAUAGGAACUAUUGCGUGAGAAGUGGUGCGUGUGAAGCUCUGGGUAUGAUGGGUGAAAAAGCAGCAGACCUAGAAGUAAUUAAUGCACUCAUAAGUGCAAUCGAAGAUAGAGAUCCGAAGAUUAGACAUCAAGCAUGUAUAGCCCUUGGCAAGAUUGGUGAAAAGGCAGCAACGGGCCAAGUAGUUAAUGGUCUCAUGAGUGCACUUGGCGAUGUGGAGUAUUGUGUGAGAAGGGAUGCAUGUGAAGCUCUCGGGAUGACGGGUCGGAAAGUAGCAAACCCUAAAAUAAUUAAUGGAAUCGUAAGUGCACUUAAAGAUAAUAAUUCAGAGAUCAGACGUCAUGCGUGUGGAGCUCUUAGUAAGAUGGGUGAAAAAGCUGCAACCGAUCAAGUAGUUAACGGUCUCAUGAGUGCACUUGGCGAUGUGGAGUGUUGUGUGAGAAGCGGCGCAUGUGAAGCUCUCGGUAUGAUGGGCGAGAAAGCAGUAAAUCUUGAAGUAAUUAAUGGACUCGUAAAUGCGGUUGGAGAUGAGGAUCCAAGGGUCAGACAUCAAGCUUGUAUAGCUCUUGGUAAGAUAAGUGAAAACGCAGGAACCGACAUAGUAACUCAUAGUUUCGUGAGUGCACUCUGUGGCGCGGAAGAUUUUGUAAGAAGGAGUGCGUGUGAAGCCCUCGGUUUGACGGAUCGAAAAGUGGCAAACCCUGAAAUAAUUAAUGGACUCGUAAGUGCACUUAGAGAUAAGGAUUCAGAGAUAAGACGUCGUGCGUGUGCAGUUCUCGGUAUGAUGGGUGAAAAAGUAGCAACCUACAUAGUAAUUCAUGAUUUAAUGAGUGCACUUAGGGAUGUGGAGGAUUGUGUGAGAAGGGGUGCAUGUGAAGCUCUCGGUAUGCUGGGUGAAAAAGCAGUAGAUCUUAAAGUAAUUGAUGAACUUGUAGGUGCACUUAGAGAUAAGAACUCAGAGGUCAGGCAUCGUACGUAUAGAACUCUUGACAAGAUGGGUGGAAAAGCAGCAGCUGAUCUAGUAAUUAGUAUUCUUGUGACUGUACUUGGUGAUGUGAUGGUUUCCGUGAGAAGGGAUGCGUGUGAAACGCUUGGUAUGAUAAGUAAAAAAGAGGGAACUAUGACAGUAAUUAAUAGACUUGCGAGUGCACUCUUGCAUGUAGAGCACUCCGUCGGAAGUAGUACCUGUGAAGCUGUCGAUAAGAUCGGUGAAAGAACAGGAGCCAAUGAAGUAAUUAAGGGGCUCGUGCGUGCAGUUAGGAAUGUCAAUGAAGACGUCCGACGUGCUGCCUGUGAAGUUCUCGAAUCGAUUAGUAAAAAAGGAGGAAUCGAUGAACUGAUAGGAGUAUUAUUAGAUGCAUGCUGUGAUGACGAAUAUGGAAUUGAUGAAGAACGACUUCAAUGUAGUGAAUGUUUAAAAAAACUCUAUCAAACAAAAUUAUCAUGUAUACAAUCAAUUCAAUAUCUUAUUGAGCAACAACGUGAAAUCGAUGAAUGUAUUACUGAUUUAAAAUCAACUAAAAUACAUGCACAAGAAAUAAAUGAAAGAAUAUCUGAAUUAGAUCAAAUAUCUUGGUUAAAAUUAUGUUGUUCAAAGAAAAAAAUUCAUUCAUUAGAAAUAAAUUUACAUGAUAAUAAUCAUUUGCUUAUUUUACCAUUUCUCAAUGAUCAAUCAAAUCUAAAUAAUUGUAUAUCUGGUUUAAAUGAAAUAGAAAAAGAUUUUGAACUUGAAAAAUUAUUUAAUUCAAUAAAAAUUUCUUAUACAUAUUUUUCAACAAAAGAUGAAUUUGAAAAAAUUUUACAUGAAGAAUAUACAUUAUUAUUUGAACUUGCAAAAAAAUUAACAAAAUGUAUACAAAUUCUUCAUGAUACAAUUGAAUUUCUUGGUACAGAUAUUAAAUUAACAUUAGAACAUAUGCAAUUAGCACAACCACGUAUGAAACAAUUAUUAAAAAUUAAAGCGCCUUUAGCUUUUGCACAAGUACAAAAAGAUUUUAUGACAUGA
Adineta steineri is the source of this 6444-nucleotide messenger RNA. NCBI's taxonomy places the organism in Eukaryota, Metazoa, Rotifera, Eurotatoria, Adinetida, Adinetidae. The record is from the annotation of a GenBank genome assembly.